Molecule: messenger RNA, 2263 nt
Organism: Raphanus sativus (radish)
Lineage: Eukaryota; Viridiplantae; Streptophyta; Magnoliopsida; Brassicales; Brassicaceae
Product: protein BREVIS RADIX
Exons: 5
Coding region: 707-1819 (370 amino acids)
Source: RefSeq, a predicted model, not a curated record
AAACAGAGAGAUUCUUUGCUUGUUUCUUUUGUACUUUCGCUUCUGUAGAUACGAUUGAGAAAGCAAACAGAUAUUUACCACUGUUUUUUCCCGAUCGAUCUUUUCAAACUAUUUUUUUUAAUCGGAAAAAAGGAUUCAGUGAGAUUUUUUUCUUGUUAAGCUGCCUUGACCUGUUAUACAUUGUUGCUUCUCCUCUGUCACUUGAUUGAUUUGAUUUUUGACAGAAUCGAUUCGUCACUCGUCUCUCUUACUUUUUUUGGGGAAUAAAAUCGCAUAAUAAAUGUCCCAAAGAUUUCUCUAGUGUCCCAUUUCUAAGCAUUCAAACAGAUUUUUCUUAAAUCUUUCCAGGAAAAUUCUAAGUUUCUUCUUCAUCUCAAAAGCUUCCUUGUAUUUAUUGUUUCCUAACUUUUUACUUUAAAGAAAGUAAGAAGAUGAAUACGCAGAGUUUUACCCUUCACAUUGAAAAGCUAAAUUCAUCAUCAUCAAUUGGUUUUGUCCUUUUUAUUCACAUUUAUUACGGUUGCUAAUGUUGUGCAGCCAUUGAUGGUCUAUAUGUAGGCUUAGACACAGAACAAACCCCACUCGUGCCUGGCUAUCAAUAUAGACUGAACCUUAAAGAGGAAAUAAAAGCAGCAGCGCUCUCUAAUCAAACACGCAGAUAUCGAAACAAAAGGCAAGAGAGAACACAAAAAAAAAAGAGACAAAGAUGUUUACUUGCAUAGCUUGUACGAAAGCAGACGGAGGUGAGGAAGUCGAUAAUGGAGCGCGUGGAGGCACCACUCCCAAUACUAAAGAAGCCGUCAAAAGCCUAACCACACAGAUUAAAGAAAUGGCUAUAAAGUUCUCUGGUGCCUAUAAACAAUGCAAGCCAUGCACUGGUUCCACUACCAGCCCCAUGAAGAAAGUCCACAGACCGUUCCCAGACUAUGAUAGCGCUUCUGAAGGUGUUCCGUAUCCUUACAUGGGUGGAAGCCCCGGUUCAACUCCUGCUUGGGACUUCACAAACUCCUCUCACCAUCCAGCAGGGAGGUCGGAACCAAAGUUCACUUCAAUCUAUGGAAACGAUAGGGAAUCUAUAUCUGCUCAGUCUUGUGAUGUGGCACUAGAUGAAGAAGGGCCUAAAGAGUGGAUGGCUCAAGUAGAACCAGGUGUCCAUAUCACAUUCGCUUCGCUUCCCACCGGAGGAAAUGAUCUUAAACGGAUCCGCUUCAGCCGGGAGAUUUUCGACAAGUGGCAAGCUCAGCGGUGGUGGGGUGAGAACUACGACAAAAUCGUCGAGCUUUACAAUGUCCAGAGAUUUAACCGCCAAGCUCUUCAAACGCCUGCAAGAUCCGAGGACCAGGUAAAAAAAAAAACACGUGUCCAGAAAGCUCUACCCUCUAGACAUGAACCUUGUGUGAAUGUGGUCUUGUUUAUUUUUUUUAUUUUUUUCCAGUCUCAGAGAGAUUCAACUUACUCAAAGAUGGAAUCAGCGAGAGAGAGCAAAGACUGGACUCCAAGACACAACUUCAGACCUCCAGGAGCUAAUGUCCCGCAUAAUUUCUAUGGUGGCUAUGCUCACCAUGGAGGACCUCCAAUGGAUGCAGCACGAACCACUACUUCGUCAAGAGAUGAGGCACCGUCUAUGAGCAAUGCUAGUGAAAUGCAGGCUGAGUGGAUCGAAGAGGACGAGCCAGGCGUUUACAUUACUAUCAGACAAUUAGCAGAUGGGACUAGAGAGCUACGUCGAGUCAGAUUCAGCCGGGAACGAUUUGGGGAAGUGCAUGCAAAGACGUGGUGGGAGCAGAACAGAGAGAGAAUACAAACCCAAUAUCUCUAGGAACAGAGAAAUAUCAGGCUUUUCAUAAUCUUUAAUUAACUAACUAAUUAGUUAAUCUCCUGCACACAACAAUACAUCUAUACACAUUUUGGUUAUCUUGUUUUAUCUUGGCUUAAUACCUAUACGUAAAUUAAUCAUCAUCGAUCAUUAAGCUAAACAUACAACCAUCAUCAACAGUUAAAACCUAACAUACACAAGUUGUGAAGCUAUACUAUAUAAAAGUUGAGACAAGCCAUUGAGAAUGUUAAGUUUAAAAAAAAAGGCCAUUGAGAAUGUUCGUUUAAGAUUUUACUGUUAUUUCUACCUUUGACAAAAAGUGUUAUUUCUACAAUUAGUAUAUGCAUAAAUAAAACUGACCCCGGUUGAAAUUUUUUUUAGCUCCGCCACUGCUGUCAAACACCUGUUUUCUUGCAGCUGUCUCAGAGUCAAAGUAAAUACGUGCCG